Polistes dominula (European paper wasp) is the source of this 3706-nucleotide messenger RNA. RefSeq lists its product as uncharacterized. NCBI's taxonomy places the organism in Eukaryota, Metazoa, Arthropoda, Insecta, Hymenoptera, Vespidae. Gene Ontology annotation, biological process: negative regulation of transcription by RNA polymerase II; regulation of cytokine production; regulation of immune system process. Gene Ontology annotation, molecular function: RNA polymerase II cis-regulatory region sequence-specific DNA binding; DNA-binding transcription repressor activity, RNA polymerase II-specific; zinc ion binding. The record is from RefSeq and is a predicted model, not a curated record. Gene Ontology annotation, cellular component: nucleus; nucleoplasm.
ACUACAUCUUUUGUGUUAUGUGUAAAAAAUCUAAUGAAAUCGAUAAUUUUGUUUAUAAAUUCAUAUAAUUGACGUGGCCAAUAUUCGUAAGUUUCAAAUGAACGUACUGCACAUCCAAGUUGCGCACAGGAUUCUACUUCUGAAUCUGAUCCAAUCGAACUAAACCUAACCUCUCAACGUGAACUAAACGCUUUAUAACUCAUCGAUGGUUAAUAGAUACGAUCAAAUAGUAAAGAUAAAUCUUAAAACAACGAUACAUAUAUUAAUGUUUAAUAAAUAAUAUUAAUAUAAGAAAGAUUGUAUGCAUCGAGAAUGUCACUGCAUCACUUCUUUUCUGUUCACUAUUAUUAAUGGGACACUAAAUUUUCUCUGAUGCUGUUAUUAUUCAUUGUAUUAUUAUCAUGGCGGGAGUCUGUCUGUACGAUUCUACUAUUUGUCGGCUAUGUGCAGAAGAUAAUGGCAAUGGAGAAUUAUUGUAUAAGGACGAGAGUGAUGAUUCCAAUUUAAGUUCUAUGGUGAAUCGCUAUUUACCAUUAAAGAUUCGAGAUGAUGGGAAAUUACCUAGAACAAUUUGUCCUGGCUGUAAUAUUCAGCUGGAGUCUACUGUACAAUUUUUUGAAUUGUUGGUGGAUGGGCAGCGAAAAAUACGAGAAAUGUGGAAACAACAAGUCGAAGAGCAAAGAAAAGCAGAAAGAGAACGUAUACGUGUUGAAAAACAAAGUUCGGAAGUUGGAACAGGUUUGCCAGAUUCGGAUAACGACAUAAGAAAUAAUGAAGAUAAUCAAUUAGAAAAACAAAUAAUCAUUAAAGUAAUGUCUGAUGGUUCUUUAUAUACCACUGAACAUGAAAUGAGUUUGCAAAUGGAAGGUUUAAGUAAACCAAGACGAAAAAGAGGCCGUCCUCCUAAAGUACAUAAUGAUAUGGAAUCUUCUAAGAUAAUUAUAAAAGAAGACAUUGCGGAAGGAGUAAGUCAAGAAGAGGAAGAUAAACAAGAAGAAGAUCUUGAAGAAAUAGAUGGUGAUGGUAGACGUCGUAGAAAGCGUAAAGUUCCUAAAAGGUUUAUGGAAGCUGUUCAAGGCAAAGAAUUAGAAAGAAUAUUUAAGGAAGAAGGUGUUAUAGAUGAGGAAGAGGAUGAAGAACUCGAUCACAUCGAAGAUUCUGAAGAACGAAUAAAUGUAACAAUUCCAGAUGGUCAAGAAGAGAUAAUCGGACAUUUAGAAACUGAAGAAGGAAAGGAUUUAGGUGAAUUAGUAAUUGUAAAUCGUGGAAGAGGUCGUGGUAGACCGAAAUUGCGCCGUAGAAAAAGCAAAUUUACUUGCCCAUAUUGUAGUAGAGGUUUUCUUCAACGUAGUAGAUAUAUUGUACACAAAAGUUUUCAUAAAAGUUUAAAAUACGAAUGUAGAGAAUGUAAAAAGUUAUUUACAAACAAAGAUAAUUUUGCAUUGCAUCAAAAGAUGAGCCAACAUACGGGAUGCAGUAUUACAGAAAUUAACGAUGAACAUGAUAUUAAUUAUCAGAAAUCAGUAACUGAAAAUACAAAUUCAAUAUUAAAUAAUACAUCGCUACAUGAAACCAAGGAUUUAGGAAUUACAUUGAUGAAUAAUCAAAAUCUGGACGAAGUCACGGAGAAUUCAGACAAUAAUGUAAUUAAUAAUUCAGAUAAAAAAAUUUUAUGUGAACAGUGCGAAAAAACAUUUCAAACGAAAGAAUCAUAUGACUUACAUGUCAAAAUAGUUCAUGAAAACGAAAAACCAUUUGUAUGUAACAUUUGUAAUAAAACGUUUACAUCUGAAACCAAUUUAAAAGGACAUUUGUUAACUCACGAGGGAAAUAAAUCAGAUAAAGGAUAUCCUUGUGAUAUUUGUGGAAAAGUAUUAAAUCAUCCAAGCUCUGUUGUAUAUCAUAAAGAAGCUGAACAUAAUAAUGGUCGUCGUUUUGUAUGUAAUAAAUGUGGAAAGAGUUUCAAACAUAGGCAGUUAUUACAUCGUCACCAACUUGUACAUUCUGAAGAUCGACCUUUUAUGUGUAAAUCGUGUAAUGCUAGCUUUAAAACAAAAGCAAAUUUAAUUAAUCAUCAAUCUACACAUACGGGAGAGAAAAAAUAUUUUUGUGAAUUAUGUAGUCAACAGUUUGCUCAUAAAACUAGUCUAACUUUACAUUACAGGUGGCAUACUGGUCAUAAGCCAUAUUCUUGUGAAGUUUGUCAUAAAAGUUUCUCGCAGAAUGGUAAUCUUCAAGAACACAUGCGUAUACAUACUGGAGAAAAACCAUAUUGCUGUGAUCAUUGUGGACGUAAAUUUACAACUUCAUCACAAUUUAAGUUACACGUUAAACGUCAUACUGGUGAACGUCCAUGGAAGUGCGAGUUUUGUGCCAAAUGUUUCCUACAUAAAGACACAUGGAAGUGUCAUGUACGUAGACACAAGGGAGAAAGACCUUUUCAAUGUUCACAUUGUAAUCGUGGAUUUACAGAACAAUGGGCCUUAAAAAAGCAUCUUCGAUUACACACAGGUGAAAAACCGUAUUCUUGUGAAAUUUGUGGAAAAGCUUUCGCUGAUUGUUCUAACUUAACGAAACAUAAAAAGGUGCAUAGAGAAAGCAAAGUUUUAGCAUUAGGUGGGAUACAUGAUGCUUCCGAAAUUAGUGAAGUAUGGCAGAUCUUACCAAAUUCUCGAGAAACAGAUGAAAAUUCAUUAAGUGAUCAAAUGGCUCAAGUCAUUACGACCGAAGAAGCAUCUGCAGAUGGAUUACAACAAAUUAUUUAUGUUUCUUAUCAAGAUCCUAAUGAUCCUAAUCUAUCCAGAACAUUACAUUUGGUUGAUACUGACAUGAUGCGUGAAAAGGAAGGAAUUGUCAGCACUCAAGGACAAUCUUUACCUCAUUUAGAUGUUGAAAAUGAAAUAAUCACCUGUCACCCACAUAAUCAUACAGCCAAUAUUUCAAAUGGACGAGUAGCCAUGGAAUUAUCAGAACCAGAUUUACAAUUACAAAUUACAGAUGAAGAAGGAAAUCCAAUUCCACUUUCUAUACAAGAUACAAGACAAUUAUUAUCGCAAGGACAAUUUGUUAGUCAAUUAAAUGAUGGCCAAACUAUCAGAGUUCAUUCAGGCGUAAUUGCUCAAGAAUUUGCUGGAUCUUUAGGUGUUCAUGUUAAUCAUAAUGGUAAUAUAGCAGCAAUAAAUAAUACUACAGUCCAUGAAGUAAAUAAACCAAGCACAAUAUCAACCAUACAAACAGAUGCAGAAGCGAUUGUCAAAGCAUUAGAAGACGAAGAUACUGAUGCAACAGCUGUUGCUACUAUAAAUCAUCAAAUGGGAGGAGAAGAGCAGGCAGAAAUAUCAGAUGGACAACAUACUAUUGAAUUUAUGACAAGCGAUGGACAAAAAGUCCGACUUCUUACUUCGUACCAUGUUGACCCAUUACAUCUUGCUUCAGAGUACCUGACUAUUGCAACUGAUGAAUUACUUAAUUAAAAAAGACGGUUUUUGAUGCAAUGAAGCUAAUAUUGAGGCACCGAAUUGACUAUUAUACAUAAUACUUAAUAAAUUACUAAGUAUAAUAAGUAAAUACUUUAAACUUAUUACUUAUCUUAUAAACUGUAGUUAUUACAUUUAAACAAAUAGAAGCAAUGAAAAAUUGAAUUUAAUUUUCAUUUUAUUCUGGUUAGCAGAUGUAAUAAAUGUCAACAAGAAUGUAAAAAUUAAUU